This is a messenger RNA of Odontomachus brunneus, 1227 nucleotides long. Its product is annotated as peptidyl-prolyl cis-trans isomerase. Bases 587 to 1084 code for a protein of 165 amino acids. Gene Ontology annotation, molecular function: peptidyl-prolyl cis-trans isomerase activity. The record is from RefSeq and is a predicted model, not a curated record. Gene Ontology annotation, biological process: protein folding; protein peptidyl-prolyl isomerization. NCBI's taxonomy places the organism in Eukaryota, Metazoa, Arthropoda, Insecta, Hymenoptera, Formicidae. The transcript has 3 exons. Gene Ontology annotation, cellular component: intracellular membrane-bounded organelle.
GUAAGUCCAUUGUCUCCAAUACUACUUACUACAACUCAGCUGUUCCUGGGAAAAUAAUUGUGAUGUUACUUUCGUUUAAACGCAAUCGUUAAUCCCGUGAAGAUAAAUGAGGAACAUAAAUUUUUCUGUUUAUAUAUCGGUCGAAUUUAUAAGUGCGCAAUUUACAAUUUAAUAGCACUUGCAGUAUAUUUCAAACCUUUAGCAUUUAUUUUUUUCAUUGAAAUUUACAUAAAGAUUAUAGGCAUCACACGAAUAAUCGUCUUUACGAAGAUGCACCACGUGACAUUUGAAUCACCACUAGAUAAAACACGAGAAUACGGAAUUUAAUUCGUGCCACUCUCCAAACGUGAACGAACUUAGAUGGCGUUUGAAAUAUAGUCAUGUGGUACAAAUAUUCAAACGGAUUCGUAUAGCGUUUAUAAAGCACAUAUAUACAACAAAAAAAUAAUUAAUAAUCAAACUUGUUGCAUUAAUUAAACUAUUACAUCUGCAAAAUUGGAUGUAAGGGAUAAGUUACUUCCUGCGUAUUUGGAUUACACAGUACGAGGUUAUACAUAGGUUACAUCAAACACUGUGAGGUACAGAUAUGGGUUUACCGAAAGUAUACUUUGACAUAACCAUAGAUGACAAGUCGUUGGGACGAAUUACUAUAGAAUUACGUCCUGACGUUGUGCCGAAGACAUCGGAAAACUUCCGUGCGUUAUGUACAGGAGAAAAAGGCUUUGGUUACAAAGGAAGUUACUUUCAUCGUGUAAUCCCCCAGUUUGUUUGUCAAGGAGGUGAUUUUACAAAUCAUAACGGCACAGGUGGAAAGUCCAUUUAUGGAGACAAGUUUGAAGACGAGAAUUUUGAACUCAAGCAUAUAGGCUAUGGCAUAUUGUCGAUGGCAAACUCUGGUCCAAAUACAAAUGGUUCACAAUUCUUUAUCACUACUGCAAAAACACCUUGGUUGGACAAUAAGCACGUUGUGUUUGGUUCUAUUGUUCAUGGAAUGGAUAUUGUGAGGAAAAUUGAAAGUUAUGGUUCACAAAGUGGUAAGACAUAUGAAAAGAUUAUGAUAUCAAAUUGUGGUCAAUUGUGUUAAACAAAUUCAUAUAUGAAUAUAUUAGUACACAUUAAUUUAGAUUUUUCUAAAUGCUCAACUAUCAAAUUUCAAUAGAAGCAUUUAAAGUUAUAUAUGUAAGAAAUAAUUAUAUAUAUUUUUAAUAAACAAACAUUUUAAAGAAA